GGUUUCGGUGAGCACUCAUGCGGAGAUGGAGAAAAACCCGGACCGGUUUAUCAGGCUCUGGCCCGGGCGCACUACAUAAAACCGCCCGAAGACUCCUCCAGCGGAUCACAAACAUGAUUCACCUCGUCAUCGCCGGUGCGCUCGUCGCAGCUCUUUAUGUCGUUUUGGUGGAGACGUUGUUUAAGAAGUCAAAAUGUAAAGGAACCGCUGACAUGACCGGGAAAACGGCUAUUAUUACAGGCGGGAAUACUGGUAUCGGUAAGGCCACAGCUCUAGACCUAGCAGGUCGUGGAGUAAGAGUCAUUCUGGCCUGCAGAAACCAGAAGAAAGCCGAGUCUGCUAUAAAUUACAUCAAGAAGGCCACAGGAAGCAAUGAUAUCCGGUUUAUGGAGCUUGAUCUUGGAAGCUUCAAAUCUGUACGAGCGUUUGCUGAAAACUUCCUCAAAUCGGAGUCAAAACUGGACCUGCUCAUCAAUAAUGCAGGUCUUGUGGCAGAUGGUCGAACCGAGGAUGGUUUUGGCAUAGAGUUUGGUGUCAACCAUCUUGGCCAUUUUCUGCUCUCAUGUCUUCUGCUGGAUCGUCUGAAGGAGAGUCCUGCUGCUCGUGUUGUCACGCUGUCCUCCAUGGCCUAUCGCUGGGGCAAGAUUGAUUUCGAUUCUCUUGUUACCACCAAAGACCUGGGGUCAGGGAGAUACAGCUGGCAGUUCUUCCAGGCCUACUGCAACAGCAAACUCUGUAAUGUGCUGUUCACUCACGAACUGGCCAAGAGACUGAAGGGCACAAACGUCACCUGCUACAGUGUUCAUCCAGGUGUUGUAAAGACCGAGCUCUCCCGCCAUGUGAGUCUCUGGCAGAAAGUUUUCAUCGAGCCAGUGGCUAGACUGCUAUUCUUGGACCCAAAAACCGGAGCCCAAACAACUCUUCAUUGUGCCGUUCAGGAAGGAAUCGAGCACUUGAGUGGACGUUAUUUCUCAUGCUGCGCUGUGGAGGAAGUCUGUGCCAAAGCCAAAGAUGAUGCGGUGGCCAAAAAGCUUUGGGAAGUCAGUGAACGACUGAGCGGCCUUUUAUAAAGCCAGAGGAACGGUUUGCUGCCUGUGAACUUUAUUUAUCCCUUAAGGGGAAAAAGACCAAAACAUAUGAAGGGAUAAAAUUGAUUGUGGCAUUUUAAUGUUUACGGACGCACAAUUAUUUACAAGGUUUACAACGUUUUAAUUUUUGUUUUUUUAACUGCUAUAUGCCCUUGAGGUUUUUUUUUUUUUUAUAUAUAUAUAUAUUUUUUUUUAUACUGUAUUAAAGUUUCUAAUGGAACCACUAUUCUCCUGGUUGGUUCUUUCUUGUAUGAAUAGUGAAAUUAUAUUUGCUAUAAGGCAAAAUUCCAACAAACAUGAGUGAUAGUAAUUUUUGCUUGGCUAAUCCCCAACUUGAUUAAACUCCGACAUGCACCUUUUGUU
Messenger RNA from Carassius carassius (crucian carp), 1451 nucleotides. Its product is annotated as dehydrogenase/reductase SDR family member 13-like. The transcript has 5 exons. The record is from RefSeq and is a predicted model, not a curated record. The coding region runs from base 18 to 1070 and encodes 350 amino acids. Lineage: Eukaryota; Metazoa; Chordata; Actinopteri; Cypriniformes; Cyprinidae.